AUGGAUGCUCCUGUGAAAUCUGAAAAAUCACAUCUUAUAAAUGAGAAGAAUGCCAAAAUGUAUUCACUAAAAUUGCAAAGUGAGCUUGCGGACUCCAAAGAGGGCGAUCCCAGCAUGCCCCUGGAGAACGGUGACGUGACGGCGGGGGCCAUCGAGCUGAGGCGGCCCGUGCGUGCCCACUGCCACGGCCACAAGGCCUCCGCCACCGAGAGCGGGGAGAGGACGCUCGCCCAGAAGAAGCUCUACAUUGCCUCCAUCGUCUGCCUCCUCUUCAUGAUCGGAGAGGUGAUAGGGGGCUACCUGGCGCACAGCCUGGCCAUCAUGACGGACGCGGCCCACCUCCUGACCGACUUCGGCAGCAUGAUGGUCAGCCUCUUCUCCCUCUGGGUCUCCUCCAGGCCUCCCACAAAGACCAUGAACUUCGGCUGGCAUCGCUCAGAGAUCCUGGGUGCCCUGGUGUCGGUGCUCUCUAUCUGGAUGGUCACAGCAGUGCUGGUGUACCUGGCCAUCGACCGCAUCGUCAGGAACGACUACGAGAUCGAGGGCCACGUCAUGCUCCUCACAUCUGGGUGUGCCGUCAUAGUCAACAUCAUAAUGGCCUACAUCCUGCACCACUCCACCACCUUCCACGCACACGGCGCGGGCUACCACAAGAUCGACGAGAACGGCGUGGCGCUGAGCCCCGUGGGCCACCAUGGCCACUCCCACGGCCUGCUGGGUGGCCACGGCAGCACCAGCGUGCGCGCCGCCUUCAUCCACGUGCUGGGGGACCUGCUGCAGAGCAUCGGGGUCAUGGUGGCCGCCAUCAUCAUCUACUUCCGGCCUGAAUACAAAGUAGCGGAUCCCAUCUGCACCUUCCUCUUCUCCGUGUUUGUGCUGGCCACUACCAUCACCAUAAUGAGGGAUGUCUUUCAGAUCCUCAUGGAAGGGGCUCCCAAAGGCAUCGAGUUCAACUCUGUGAAGGAGGUUCUGCUCUCUCUGAAGUCUGUGAAGGCAAUGCACAGCCUGCGCCUCUGGGCUCUCACUUUAGGCCAAACCCUGGUCUCUGUACACAUCGCCAUAGAGGAGAAUGCGGACUCGCAGACAGUUCUGAAGGAGGCGACGGAGCUGCUGCAGACCAAGUUCGGGUUCUACAGCACCACCAUUCAGGUGGAGCCCUACUGCGACGACAUGAUCCACUGUACCCAGUGCCAGGACCCCAUGGACUAGUCAUACAGUACAGCGCAACGGGGCCCGGACAAGAGUAGCCAGGUCGUCCGCCGUCACAGACCAGCAUCACUCUGGUCGGGUCGGGUCAGCACACACACAUAGACACACAUACGCGCGCACACACAUGUAACAUGAGGACCUGCUGGACACAGAAAACACACACGCACACAUUUAACAAAACAAACAACACUGAAGCCUGAAACAAGGCACUUUUCGCACAUUGGAUGAAAGAUAUGGCAUGUGACUACUGUAACUACUGUACGUAUGUUACAACUUAUUGUGAUAUUGGAUACUAUUUUGG
Molecule: messenger RNA, 1510 nt
Organism: Engraulis encrasicolus (European anchovy)
Lineage: Eukaryota; Metazoa; Chordata; Actinopteri; Clupeiformes; Engraulidae
Gene: slc30a2
Product: solute carrier family 30 member 2
Exons: 8
Coding region: 1-1209 (402 amino acids)
Biological process (GO): response to zinc ion; zinc ion transmembrane transport
Cellular component (GO): plasma membrane
Molecular function (GO): zinc ion transmembrane transporter activity
Source: RefSeq, a predicted model, not a curated record